Messenger RNA from Yamadazyma tenuis ATCC 10573, 1731 nucleotides. RefSeq lists its product as uncharacterized. NCBI's taxonomy places the organism in Eukaryota, Fungi, Ascomycota, Pichiomycetes, Serinales, Debaryomycetaceae. Gene Ontology annotation, cellular component: cytoplasm. The record is from RefSeq and is a predicted model, not a curated record. Gene Ontology annotation, molecular function: ATP binding; protein serine/threonine kinase activity. Gene Ontology annotation, biological process: protein phosphorylation.
UAGCUCGCUUAACUAACUUGUUUACCUGCCACGAUACACAUUCGACAAAAGAGCGUUCAAGAGUUACAAGUAAGUUCAAGGAUGUCGACAAGAGUGUUUUCGGGAGAAGAGUUGACUGUGUGUGAGCAGGUUGGAAAAGGAGGGUUUGGUGUUGUUUACAGAGGCCUUAUAAAAACUACUAACGAAGAGGUUGCAAUUAAGCAAAUUGACUUAGAGAAUGACCAAACCGAUUUAUAUGAAAUCAAUAAAGAAAUUCAAAUUAUAAGCGAAUGUCGGCUUCCUCAAAUCACUAGGUUCAUGGGGUGUUUUGUGAAGAACUACAAGCUAUGGGUGAUCAUGGAAUUUGUUAAUGGCGGCUCGUUAUUUGAGUUGUUGUUUCCAGGCCCAGUUCAAGACGAGAAAAUUAUCCUGAUAAUUGCCAAAGAAAUUUUGAUAGCUUUGGAAUACUUGCACAAUCAAGGUAAGAUUCAUAGAGACUUGAAGUCCCAGAACAUCUUAUUGAGUUCGAGUGGUGAGGUGAAAUUGACUGACUUUGGUGUAUCUACGCAAUUGUCUUCCAAUUUCUCCAGAAGAAACACCACUGUUGGUACGCCAUAUUGGAUGGCUCCGGAGGUUAUUUUGAAUAAUAAUGGUGGCCACAAUAGUAAAGCUGACAUGUGGUCAUUGGGUUGCUGCUUAUAUGAAUUAUUUCAAGGCAAACCACCUUUACAAAAUCAAUAUCCGCCAAUGAAGGCAUUGAGAUAUAUUUCAAGAUGUAUCAAAGACGAGGAUUUUGCGCAGUUGAUUGACUUGGAUUCCUUACAGAUCUCAGAUAACUUCAGGGACUUUUUGCUGAAGUGCUUUAUUAUUGAUCCCAAGGAAAGGUUUAGUGCUUCCAAGCUUUUGAAGCAUAAGUUCAUCACCAAAAACACUACUCUGUCAGUUGAACAACAAAAACUUGUCAAGGGUUUGAUCACAAGAAAGCACUUAUGGGAUCAAGAGAAUCAUGUUUUGAAAACUCAGAAGUUCUACUUACCAACAGAAAUGGUGGAAAAUCAGCAGAAGUGGGCCACUGAGGAAAGUGAAGAGAAUGCAGAGACAAUAAAGUUCGAUAUCUCCACUAUCAGUUACUCUAAUAGUAGUGAUUAUCCAAGUCCAAAGUCCAGCACACAUAGUUCUUCUGUUUCGCCGCCUUCGACUCUCGAUACAGAGGUUGAAACUACCCGUCAAACUACAGAUUUUUCCAAGAAAAAAGCCAACUACCAAACCUUAACCGAAAAUAACUCCAAACAAAAAAACUUGGUAAAGACCGUUCAGCCUGAACUCAAUCGAAUCCUCAAUAAGGUCUUUCAUAAGCUUGAAACCAGGAACAAUUUAUCCACUGAACAAUAUGACUUAUUGGUCACAUUAAAUCAGACAAUCGUGGAGCUAUUUACCUUUUCCAACUAUGAUCCUAAAAGUAACUCUAGCAACAAAAUUCUUGUGUGCCAGUAUGUUAAGUACUUUUUGAAAGAAUUGACGAAAACGGAGAACGUUGAUAACUCUAGACUAAUGCUUCAAAAAAUGAUAAUACCUUCAGACAUGAAAAAUUUUUCAGACAUUAACGAAACCAUCAAACUAAAAAAGAAAACUAAUGACCCCCUCGACGAGAUUGAAAGCAGCCUUUUCGAAACGUGGAUUAAUGAGAUGAAAAGUAAUUAGACUUUGUAUAUAAUCAGCAUUAGGUAUUCAAAUCGCAUUUUUGCAGUCAAA